Cyclopterus lumpus (lumpfish) is the source of this 1822-nucleotide messenger RNA. It is a transcript of the gene prelp, whose product is annotated as proline/arginine-rich end leucine-rich repeat protein. Lineage: Eukaryota; Metazoa; Chordata; Actinopteri; Perciformes; Cyclopteridae. The record is from RefSeq and is a predicted model, not a curated record. Bases 72 to 1211 code for a protein of 379 amino acids. Gene Ontology annotation, molecular function: protein binding. The transcript has 7 exons.
GUGAAAGAGACAGAGAAGAAAAGACACACAACUUGACUUGACAAAAGAGGGCAGGUAUCAGAGGCAGGACGAUGAAGGCCGGCGUGGGACUCUUCUCUGCAUUAGCUCUGUUCUUACUGAUGGGGGCAGUGUUCACCCAGAGACCUCGGCAAAAGAAGCCCACCAGGCGCCCAGUCACUACCAGGAAGCCUUCUGUCCCCAAGCCUGCUGUGCUGGCACAGCCAGAGCCCCAGGAGCCAACAGACUUCCCCCCUCCCAUCCUGGGCCCACCUUCUAUCUUUCCUGACUGCCCCCGAGAGUGUUUAUGCUCCCCGAGCCAUCCCAAUGCUCUCAAUUGUGAGAACCGCAACAUCCGUGCAAUCCCUGUCAUUCCAUCUAGAACCCACUACUUGUACCUGCAGAACAACUACAUCUCAGAAGUGACUGCAGAGCCGUUCCUCAACGCCACUGAGAUCCGCUGGGUUAAUUUGGCAAAUAACCGCAUUCACCGAAUAGACAAAAAGGUGUUUGAGAAGAUCCCAGCACUGCUAUACCUGUAUGUGCAACAUAACCACCUGAAAGAGGUCCCUUCUGGUCUCCCAGAAAGUCUAGAACAACUCCGCCUAAGUAGAAAUCGUAUUUCUAAGAUCCCUGCUGGUGCCUUCAACAAGAUGGGGAACCUGACACUGCUCGACCUGUACCACAACAAGCUGAGUGACAGCGGCCUGGAAAAGAACAUAUUUAAGGACCUAAAGAGCCUCAUGCAGCUCAAUCUGGCUCACAACGUCCUGAAAAAGAUGCCUGCUGGCAUACCUAAUAGCCUCAUACAGCUUUUCCUGGAUAGGAAUAGCAUAGAUGACAUCCCAAAAGACUACUUCAAAGGCUUGAAACACCUGGCGUUUGUGAGGCUAAAUUACAACCAGCUGAGUAAUAAAGGACUUCCUAAGUAUGUAUUCAACAUUACCACCUUGCUGGACCUGCAACUGGCCCACAACCAGAUUGUUUCUGUUCCUCUCUUCAACGGUCACCUGGAGCACCUGCACCUAAACCACAACUCCAUUGAGAGCAUUAAUGGCACCCAGAUCUGUCCAUACAGCCUGCAGGCCGACCAGAGCGAUCUCAGCCUGAUGCCCAGACUAAGGUACCUGCGUUUGGAUGGAAAUCAUCUGAGCCCCCCCAUCCCUCUGGAUGUCAUCAUGUGCUUCAGACACCUCCACUCCAUUGUCAUUUAGGAAAACCCUGCCUAAAGGCCUGAGGUUAUGCACGCACGCAUGCACACACGCACACAAACAACAAACACAUAGUAUACACACACACAAAUGCACAGUGUGCACUGUGUGCAAACUGAAAUAAAGGCAAAGCAUGCUCUGUGAAAAACAAAGUAUAUCCAACCAUACAUAGACCUACUGUGGAACUGCAUUAUUGAAAGAGGGACAAGUACAUUUUAAAAACUGUAAAGCUUUGGUAGUUCAACUUACAUUGUUGUACAUCAAUUUUUGUUGAUAGUGAUACAAUGCAAAACAAACUAGAAUGAGUAAAGCCUGAAAAUACAGGUACAUUGAUAGAUAUGCUACACAUAUGGAGGGUAGUUAUGUUUACUAGCAGAUGUAACCAGAGUAGAGCUGCCAUCAAGAGCAACAAACAGACCUGCAGUGGAUGUCAGAAGAACCAGUAUAAAACAUAACUACCAUGUAGUUGAGACUGUCCCAAAUGUGCAUGUGAUUUUCAAAGUACUCCAUGUAAAAAUAUCAUUUUAUUCUUUUCAUUCUAAGACCUCUGUAUAUUAUUCUUCUGUAUAAAGAAGCUUUGUAAAGAUAGUGGAAAAUAAAAAUGUUGUCUUUCA